AUGAAGAAUGGAAGCAAGAUUCGGAGAAACCACAAGUGUAUGAAAUCAUCAGUUUUUCCCAAAUCUCAAAAUAUCUCCAAAGAUUUCCGAAGUCUGAUCCCUUCUAGGAUGAGGCGGCAAACGGGUCUUGUGGUCUCAUGUGGAGAAGUGCUAAAAGCAAAGUCGCAUGUUGUGGUCUACACCAAGGAGCGGGAUGAAGAUAAAGAAAGUGUUGGCUCUUCAUAUCACGUUGCUGUACAAGAUGAAAGGGAUACUUUAUCUCCAAUAAGGGUUGGUGAAGAGUUGGAGGAUGUUUAUUGGUGUUACCAUAUAUCUGUCGAUGAUGGCGAACCUCAAGAAGAUGAAGACGUUAAGGAUGCUCCGCCCGAAUUUGAAGAAGGGGUAAAAACGACAGUCGACGCAUUGAAAGAAAUCAACCUUGGCACUGAUGAAGAUCCAAGGCCUACUUAUGUAAAUUCUUUACUUGCAGUCGAUGAAGAGAGUGCUUAUGUUGAAUUACUUAAAGAGUAUAAGGAUGUAUUUUCCUGGAGUUACAAAGAGAUGCCUGGCUUAGACCCUAAAGUUGUGGUCCAUCAUCUCGCUGUCAAGAAUGGCACACGUCCUAUCAAACAAGCACAGCGACGUUUCAGGCCCGAAUUGGUUCCCUUGAUCGAAAAUGAAGUUAACAAGCUUAUUGAGGCUGGUUUCAUUCGCGAAGUUAAGUUCCCCACAUGGAUUUCGAGCAUUGUCCCUGUGAGAAAGAAGAAUGGACAAAUUCGAGUAUGUGUUGACUUUAGGGAUCUCAACAAUGCAUGCCCUAAGGAUGAAUUUCCACUUCCCAUUGCUGAGCUUACGAUUGAUGCCACUACUGGAUACGAGGCGAUGUCCUUCAUGGACGGCUCAUCUGGUUAUAACCAGAUCCGCAUGUCACCUAAGGAUGAAGAGCUUACCGCAUUCCGCACUCCUAAAGGUAUUUAUUGCUACAAAGUAAUUCCUUUUGGCUUGAAGAAUGCUGGAGCAACAUACCAAAGAGCUAUGCAAAAUAUCUUCGACAACAUGCUUCACAAAAACGUCGAAUGUUAUGUUGACGAUCUGGUGUGUGCAUUUGGGGUUACCUCCGGAAAAUUCCUUGGCUUUGUCGUUCAACAUCGGGGGAUAGAAAUUGAUCAAGCCAAAGUAGAUUCAAUCGUGAAGAUGGCGGAGCCAAGAAACAUCCAUGAGUUGAAAAGUCUGCAAGGGAAGCUGGCGUAUCUUAGGAGAUUCAUCUCAAAUCUAGCAGGGAAAUGUCAGCCGUUCAGUCAUCUCAUGAAGAAAGGUGCUCCUUUCGAAUGGGACCAAGCUUGUGACAACGCCUUUGAGAGCAUAAAAAAUUACUUGACCAAACCUCCAGUUCUAGCGGCUCCUGUGCCUGGAAAGCCAUUGAUACUAUACAUAUCGGCACAAGAAAGUUCAGUUGGAGCACUCUUAGCCCAAGAGAAUAGCAAAGGGAAAGAAAAUGCCCUUUACUACUUGAGUAGGAUGAUGACGCCAAAUGAGUUGAAGUAUUCGCCGAUUGAAAAGUUGUGUCUGGCCUUAGUCUUCUCGAUUCAGAAGAUGAAACACUACUUUCAAGCCCAUGUAGUUCGUCUUAUUUCCAAAGCAAACCCCAUCAAAUUUGUGAUGUUGAAACCUGUCCUUAGCGACCGACUAGCAAGGUGGUAUCUCCAAUUUCAACAAUUUGAGAUUGUGUACGUUCCUCAAAAAGCUGUGAAAGGGAAAGCAUUGGCGGAUUUUCUAGCAGACCAUCCGAUACCCGAUGACUGGGAAUUAACUGAUGAACUACCCGAUGAGGAUGCGAUGGUCAUUGAGAUUCAACGGCCUUGGAAGAUGUAUUUUGAUGGUGCUGCACAUCGCGAAGUAGCUGGCGCUGGUGUGAUAUUUGUCACUUCUCAGGGGGAGGUCUUACCGUAUUCCUUCACUUUAACACAAUGUUGCUCUAACAAUGUUGCAGAAUAUCAGGCACUCAUACUUGGGCUUGAAAUGGCUGUUGAUAUGAAGCAGUUACAAUUACAAGUCUUUGGAGAUUCUGAAUUGGUAAUCAAUCAAUUGUUGGGUACCUACGAGGUCAAAAAGCCAGAAUUGCGUCCCUAUCAUCACUAUGCACAAAAAUUAAUUGGGUGGCUCGGCAACGUAACUCUCCAACACGUGCCAAGAAAGGAAAAUAAGAAAGCUGAUGCUUUGGCUACUUUGGCUUCAACAUUGAAUUUGCCUGACCAAGCGCAAAUCACUAUCUGCCAGAAAUGGAUAGUACCACCGGAGGACGAUGGGGAUGAAGAAAGCAAACUCGAGCUUCUUGUGGCCGUUACUGAAGCUGAGAAAGUCGAUUGGCGACAAACCAUGAUCGAUUACUUGUGUUAUAGCAUUCUUCCAGAAGAUCCAAAAAGAAAGACCGAAAUUCUUCGUCGUGCCCCUCGCUUCCUUUACUACAAAGAUACUUUGUACCGUAGAUCAUUCGAGGGAGUUCUCUUGUGUUGUCUGGGGGAAGAAGAAGCGACUCAAGCUAUGCAAGAAGCCCACUCUGGAGUUUGUGGAUCACAUCAAUCUAGGCCAAAACUGCACUUUCAUAUAAAAAGGAUGGGGUAUUAUUGGCCAACAAUGGUGAAAGAUUGUUUGGACUAUACGCGAAGUUGCAAAGCAUGCCAAUUUUAUGCAAAUUUUAUACACCAACCUCCUGAGGUGUUACAUCCAACUGUUGCAUCUUGGCCAUUUGACGCUUGGGGGAUAGACGUGGUUGGACCGCUACCGAAAUCUUCUGGUGGCCACUUGUACAUCUUAGCUGCAACGGAUUACUUUUCAAAAUGGGCUGAGGCUGUCGCCCUCAAAGAAGUAAAAAAGGAGAAUGUGGCAAACUUCAUUCGAGUAAACAUCAUCUAUCGUUUUGGCAUUCCUAGUUAUAUCAUAAUAGAUAAUGGCAAGCCGUUCUCCAACAAGUUGAUGACUAAGAUUUGCGAGCUUUUUGGCUUCAAGCAACGAAACUCGUCUAUGUAUUAUGCUGCUGCAAAUGGACUAGCUGAAGCAUUUAACAAGACCUUGUGCAACUUGUUAAAGAAGGUCGUCUCCAAGUCUAAAAGAUAUUGGCAUGAUAGAAUGGAAGAAGCUCUUUGGGUAUACCGAACGACUCAUCGCACACCAACUCAAGCAACUCCUUAUUCUCUUGUUUACGGAGCUGAAGCGGUCCUUCCACUUGAACGCCAAAUACCUUCAUUGCGGCUCGCUAUCCAAGAAGGGCUCACUGAAGAGGAAAAUGCUCGUCUACGCCUUGAAGAGUUAGAGGCCCUUGAUGAGAAAAGGCUAGAAGCUCAGCAAAGCCUUGAAUGUUAUCAAGCUCGUCUUUCCCGUGCUUUCAAUAAAAAGGUUCGCCUGAGGUCCUUCCAAGUUGGUGAUCAAGUCCUGGCGGUAAGAAGACCUAUUAUCAUAUCUCAUAAAUCUGGACGAAAGUUCACUUCAAAGUGGGAUGGGCCAUAUGUUGUCCAAGAAGCCUAUACAAGUGGUGCUUACAAGCUUAUAGAUGCAGAUGGCUUGCGGAUCGGUCCCAUCAACGGGAAAUUCUUGAAGAUGUACUAUCCUUGA
Molecule: messenger RNA, 3588 nt
Organism: Lycium barbarum (goji berry)
Lineage: Eukaryota; Viridiplantae; Streptophyta; Magnoliopsida; Solanales; Solanaceae
Exons: 2
Coding region: 1-3588 (1195 amino acids)
Biological process (GO): DNA integration
Molecular function (GO): RNA-DNA hybrid ribonuclease activity; nucleic acid binding
Source: RefSeq, a predicted model, not a curated record